Molecule: messenger RNA, 861 nt
Organism: Cylicostephanus goldi
Lineage: Eukaryota; Metazoa; Nematoda; Chromadorea; Rhabditida; Strongylidae
Source: the annotation of a GenBank genome assembly
GUGGUUGAGAAUGAACCAGCUCGAUUUGAAUGUGCUGUUAUUGGUAACCCUCGGCCGAAGGUUACAUGGUACAUCAAUGGAAACCAAGCUCUUCAUGGUCAUCGUUACAAGCUCAACUAUGAUGGUCUCCAUUACCUUACCAUUAAUAACUGCCGUAUUUCUGACGCUGGUGAGGUUACGGUAAUCGCCCGGAACAGCGAGGGAGAAAUUCAAGCGACUUGCCCGUUGGAUAUCUUCCAGAAGAAAGACUUCCGACAACUGCAACUCAAACCGACUCAGUUUGUUACCAGUGAGGAAUUGCAACAAAGGCAAUUACAGUGGCAGAGGGAAACCCUCGGCAAGACGAAAUACCCUGUCGAACCCCUUGAAACCGAAGAGCUUGUUGACAAAUUCAACAGACCCCGAGACGAAAGCUUCUAUGAUCAACUUGCCUAUGUCGAACAACCCAAGCCUCAGUUCAAAAUUAUGGAACUCCCACCAGUUCAGCUCAAACCUGGAGAGAUUUCCAAAUACGAACCACCACGGGAAGAAAUGGAGAAGGUACCUCUCCGACCUGUUCCUGGACAAAAGAAAGAGAGACAAUUGCCACCUGCAGAACAACCCAACUGGGCCCAAGGAGGUGUGCUGCCUGGAAAUGUGGAAGGACGAUUUAAGAAGUUACCCAGCCCACCCAAGGAAGUUGAAGUUCCUGCUCGUGAUCAAAUCACGUUGAAAACGGCCAAGCCGAAACCAGCUUCUGAGGUGGAGACCGGAGAGCAUGUCAAGAUUGCCGAAGAGAAGGCAAGGUUGAAGGCUGUACAGCAGGGUCCUGAACAACCAAAGGAGGAGAUGGUACCACAUAAGCAACAAGUCGAGCUGAAG